Molecule: messenger RNA, 1767 nt
Organism: Dermatophagoides farinae (American house dust mite)
Lineage: Eukaryota; Metazoa; Arthropoda; Arachnida; Sarcoptiformes; Pyroglyphidae
Product: arylsulfatase B
Molecular function (GO): sulfuric ester hydrolase activity
Source: RefSeq, a predicted model, not a curated record
GCAAAAAAAAAAAAAAAUCCAAUCGACCACCAAGCAAUGUUGAAACUUAUAAAACUUUUGUUUUUACUGGUGAACAUUUUCAUACAAUUUGAAAAUGUUCUAUCACAUUUCGAUGAUCGUCGGCCAAAUAUUCUAAUCAUUUUAGCUGAUGAUUUAGGUUGGGGUGAUGUAAGCUUUCAUGGAUCUAAGCAAAUUCCAACACCAAAUAUUGAUCUUCUGGCUUCAAGUGGAGUAAUUAUGAAUAAUUAUUAUGUAUCACCACUCUGUUCACCAUCACGAUCAGCUUUAUUGACCGGAUUGAAUCCUAUCAGAACCGGAAUGCAAGUUGGUGUCAUUGCUGCAUCACAACCGUAUGGUCUUCCAUUGAAUUAUACAACCAUGGGUCAGCAUUUUCAAAGAUUAGGAUAUCGAACACAUGUAGUUGGAAAAUGGCAUCAAGGCUUUUUUCGUUCAGAAUAUCUUCCAACUAAGCGUGGUUUUGAUUCUUAUUUUGGAUAUCUCACCGGUCAUUCCGAUUAUUUCAACCGUAAAGCUGGUGAUUUUUUUCGAGGCUAUGAUCUUCAUGAAAUGGACCAUAUUGCUAAUCUAACCAAAUAUCAAGGACAAUAUUCAACCGAUAUGUAUACGGAUCGUGUUUUGGAACUAAUCGAAGAAAAUCGAUAUGAAAACACGAAAAAACCCUGGUUAAUCUAUAUGGCUCAACAAUCAGUACAUGGUGCCGAAUGUGGUGAUGAGAUUCAACCACCUCGUCGACAUGAAAAUGAUUAUAAGUAUAUACAAAAAAAUGAACGUCGUCGACGAUUUGCCGGUAUGGUGGCUGCCUUAGACGAAUCGGUUGGCCGUGUAUUCAAAGCAUUGAACGAUACAAAUCAAUUGUCGCGAACUAUUAUUGUGUUCAGCACAGAUAAUGGAGGUGCAACCGCCGGAACUACUGGUUAUCAUAUUGAUAAUAGUCAAGGAUCAAAUUGGCCACUAAAAGGUGGUAAAUAUACACUCUGGGAAGGUGGUGUACGAGGUACAGCGUUUAUCUGGUCCAAAUUGUUGCCUAAACCAUAUCUAAGCAAUCAAUUGAUGCACAUAACAGAUAUUCUACCUACAUUGUAUUCAGCUGCCGGUGGUAAUACAUCGGAUUUAGGUGAUAUCGAUGGCCUUAAUCAAUGGAAUCAGUUGAAGAAUCCAAACAAUAAGAAUAAUUAUCAAAUACGAGAACACUUGUUGCAUAACAUUGAUCAUACUAAACAUUUUUGGGCUCUUAGAUAUCGAAACUAUAAAUUAACAAAUGGAACAUCAUUAUUAGGUCAAUUUGAUAAUUGGUAUGAAGCACCCGGUCAGCAGACUGAAUUUCCACCCAAUGGAAUAUGUUAUAACUGUACUACGACAUAUCAAAUUCUAGAAGAAUAUGGCAUCAAAUUCGAACCAAUCACCGUUCAAAUAGAUUGUCAACGAGAUAAGAAUCCAAUAAUAAAAUGUCAAUCAAAAAAAGGAAUGUGUCUGUUUGACAUUGAACAAGAUCCAUGUGAAUUAACGAAUUUGGCAGAAAAAAAAUCUGAUUUAUUGAAAACAAUUCAUAAAAAAAUCUAUGAGCAUUACAAUGUACAAUAUACAAAACCUGUUAAUAAACCAUUCGAUCCUCAUGCCAAUCCUGCAUUACAUGGAGGAUUUUGGAAACCAUGGUUAGAUCAGAAUCCUAUUACUGAAAACUUUCUAUAAUUGAUUUUUUUUUUUUUUUGGUAAUAAAAUAUUUAUAAUAAAGUUAUUUUCAUUGAA